AUGAAAGCCGUUCUAUUUUUAUGUGCUUUAUCAUUCGUCCUUUCUGAGAAGACUCUCAAUAACCAGUUUCUAACUGGAGUUCUUGAGGGUGCUGACUUAAUCUCAAAAGUUGACGCACUUACCUGCAAUUAUUCACCAAGCGACGAUGACCAGGAGAAUAAAUUCACCAGCGCUUGGGAGAAGUUUGUUGUUGACCUCGUUGACAUUACCGUCAAUUGCAAGUUUGAGUACGCUUUGAGACCAAUCACCAAUCUUAGAACUUCUGAAAAAAUGAUGGCUAAAGCCCAACAAAAGUUCGAAGACGCCAAAGCCAAAGGUCAAUUCCCAGUUUUGUCUGAUAUUAACAUGUAUGGAAAAAUCCUUGGUGCAUGGCUUACUGAAUUCAUGAGGAUGGCUUCUCCAAGUGCUUUUAAGUUUUCAUAUGAGUCUCCUUCAAUAGUAGCCCUAGCUGACAGUUCUGCAUUGCCUAUUUUAUUUUUCCAUGGAAUUAACGGAGCUUGCACUGAUUCAAACUACGUAGAAUUCGGGGAUUACCUAACUUCCCCCUCAGUGAGUGGAAAAAGAUUUGUUCGCUCAAGGAGGGGUAGUCAUGAAAAAAUUCUGAUGGGCAAAUUUCACUAAUUUGAAAUCUAUUUUAUACGAUUGGAUAACUUUUAAUGCUAUUAAUUCACAAUAUCAUUUUUUUUGAAGGGGUUUUUUUCAUACAAAAAUAACAAAAAGUAGACUGUGGUUUUACAGCAUGGCUUUAAAGGACAAUUUUUUGUGUUUUGGUUUUUCAUGCGAUUUUAAAAAAUUCGAAGAUUUUCAUUCAUUUUUAUAGGUUUCAAAAUUAGUAAAUUUUAUAUUAAUUUUUUUUUUUGAAAUUUAAAAAAUCCAUUUUCACAAAAAUUGGAAAGCAAAAUUAAUUUAAUUUGUAAAUUUAUAUUUUAAAAUGCAAACUUUCAAAAUUAAACAGAUUAGCUAAUUUUUUCAUUUUAAUAAUUGUCACUUAUAUAUCAAAAUUUUUGAAUAAAUAUUUUUAUAUUAAAAAUGAUUUUUGUUUGCCCACGGAGGGAGAAUGUGUUUUUGGAAAAAAAAAUAGGAAUUUUCCAAUGUUUUUUAUUCGCUCACGGACGGGGGGAGUAAGAGAGCAACUUGGAACUUAUGUCUCUUGCAUCGAAAUAGGCAAUGGAGCUCAAUCAAGCAUCUUGAUGUCGAUGACUGAUCAAGUCAAUGAAGCCUGCACCAAAGUAAAAGCCGACCCUAAUUACCAAGGAUCAUUCAAUUUAAUUGGUAUUUCUCAAGGUGGAAUUGUAGCUAGAGGAGUUUUCCAGCACUGUUCUGGACUUCAAGUCAAUAAUUUAAUUACUAUUGGGUCACCAGUUAUGGGCGUUAAUAAAUUCCCAAGCUGCGAAUUUGGUAUAAAAUGUUCCAUUUAUAACAAUGCUGCUAGAUUAGGAGCUUAUUCUAGCGCUUUUCAAGCUCUUGGGCCUGGUGGAUAUGUUAAAGAUCAGUAUCAGUACCAGACUUACCUUAAGAAGAGCAGCUUUUUGGCUGAUUUAAAUAACGAAAGAAGCAUCAAUCAAGAUUACAUUGACCUUUACUUGAGUUUGGGAUAUUUUGUGCAAUUUUUCUUCACCCAAGACACCAUUGUUAUUCCAAAGCAAAGUGAAUGGUUUGGCUACUUCAAAGAAAAUUCUGAAAUAAUGCAAGCUUAUAACGAAACUUUGGACUAUGUAAACAACUAUCUUGGCGCCCAAAACAUGGAUGCUGAAGGAAAGAUUAUUAGAACUUUAAUUGAAGCUGGGCACUGCAUAUAUACAUAAAAUGACGAUCUAACUCACCAGACCUUUUGAUAUAUUUUUCUCAAACUUAUGGUUAAGGCCCAUUGGGAGAGAAAUAAGUAGAGAUUCAGGCUAGAAAAAGGAUUAUGUAUAUAUAGGUAGGUUUUGAUAUAGUUCCUGUAGUUGGAAAGAGGCAACCUGUCAAAGUUCAUGGGACCCCUUUAAGAUGGACUUCAUCACAAUACCAAGGGUUGGAGCCUGGGCUUGGCUAAGCAUUUUAUGAACCACCUAGUACUCGUUUACUCCAAUGUUUCUCCCUGAAUCAAGCUACUUCAAUUGUCCAUGGUCCGAAAGAAUCAAGGUGGUGCUAGAGGCAUUAUCUCAGCAGAUCAAGUGUCCGGCAGGGGAGUCGCAAAUCGGAUGAACUCGCAAGAGUUUUUGGUAAUUGUGCAAUCAAAGGGGCUACGCCCAUCUGCCAAUCCAGAUUAAGAUUAAGAAGCUGGGCAUUGCGAUUUAACUCAUGAGCAGGUUAACCAAUACCUCAUUCCUUAUCUUCAAUAA
Molecule: messenger RNA, 2324 nt
Organism: Blepharisma stoltei
Lineage: Eukaryota; Ciliophora; Heterotrichea; Heterotrichida; Blepharismidae
Source: the annotation of a GenBank genome assembly